AUGUCCAGCCCCAAGUCUGACGGUCAGUCUUAUCCCGAGUCAAGCUCUUUGCCGCCAUAUCCAAACGCCCAACCCAACAUCCAUCCCCAUCACUACAGCGAGCAAGGACAGGCGAUGAAUCCUGAUGCAGGAGAGAUCAGGGGCGGUGAUUGGGAGUCAGGCCUAUGUGACUGUUCACCUUGUGGGUCCUGUUGUCUCGGUUCCUUCGCGCCAUGUCUGCCCUAUGAUCCAGUUGUUGGGAGAACCGCUUCUAGACUGCAAGACCCUACUUCCCAGUCUCCCGAUAUGUGUAACGGCGACUGCAUGAUCCAUGCUGGCCUCUCGCUACUUUUUGGAAGUGGUUGGAUUUACACCAUGAUAAAACGAGGUGAUAUCCGCCAACGUUUUGGAAUUCCCGGGAGUGGGUUCGGUGAUUGUUGCACGGCCUUUUGGUGUCAGUGUUGCCAGAUCAUCCAAGCUGAUAACGAGGUUAAAGCUCGUUUGGCCCCUAUGGUCGAUAGAAACGGCUACAAGCAGGUGGGAGGUAUGGUCGCUCAUCAGAAAUGA
Molecule: messenger RNA, 546 nt
Organism: Clonostachys byssicola
Lineage: Eukaryota; Fungi; Ascomycota; Sordariomycetes; Hypocreales; Bionectriaceae
Source: the annotation of a GenBank genome assembly